GGGGGGGGGGAGGCGAAGGACACACUGGUUUACAGGGCUGCUAUCCGUGAUCAAUCGUGAGGGGAGGUCAGGGUGUCAAAUGUUGGCAAUAGCAACAGUUUGUGUUGAGGCUGGGGAAAGUACGUGGCAAGAGCUUCCCCAACGAUACACUUGCGUGGGUGAGGCAAGUGUUGUAGUAGUGGUGGUGUGGUGUGUUGUGUUUUCUUGGUGUGACUUAGAUUUUGGUGAACCUUGCGUAUUGUGUAGUUCGAGCUGCUGCUCGGAGAGGUUCGUCUCUCUUCUUUCGUGUUUACGCCUCUUGCGAAUUAUUGUCCGUGUUAUUGGUCGCCGUGCGCAAUUGAACAUCUUAUUGUGUCCCUUGGCUUCUUCUGUGGGUGCUCCAUAGCGCUCUCUUUGCUGCAGGUUCCGCUAGGAUGAUGCGCCAACGGAAGUGCGUGGAUGUGGCUACAUGUGGCGAUGACAGUUGGCGGUACACAUCAUGCCGGCUCUCUUGUUCUACUGUAUGUAUGGGUAUGCAUGUGUUUAAUGGUACAAUCGGAUCAAGAAUCGAACGCUGCUUCAUCUUUGUAGAACUCCAAUCUUGA
Molecule: messenger RNA, 584 nt
Organism: Ectocarpus siliculosus
Lineage: Eukaryota; Phaeophyceae; Ectocarpales; Ectocarpaceae
Source: the annotation of a GenBank genome assembly